Molecule: messenger RNA, 3690 nt
Organism: Lactuca virosa
Lineage: Eukaryota; Viridiplantae; Streptophyta; Magnoliopsida; Asterales; Asteraceae
Source: the annotation of a GenBank genome assembly
AUGGGAAUGGGAGCCCAUGUCUCUUCGGUGGAUUCAAAAACCCUUUUCUCAGGUAGAUACAACAUUACAUUAUUACUGAUCCAUUAUUUACAUAUCUACACCCCACUGAUCCAUUAUUCACUUGACUUCCUCUUUGAAUCUUUGUCUCGUUCUCUGUUAACGGAGACGAUGAGUUUCCGGUUUAAGUUUCCGCCACCGGUUAUUCCUCCGUCUUCUUCCAUUUCCUUUUGGAAUUUGUUCAUCUUCUUCGUCUGCAUCAUCAUGUUCCAGAAAUCCAACGCUCAAACUCCGCGAACUGAUCCUUCCGAAGUGAGAGCGUUAAAUUCGAUAUUUCAACAAUGGGAUGUUCAAAUCCCGAACAACGAAUGGAACAUAAGCGGAGAACCAUGCAGCGGAAAAGCGCUCGGAUCAGAUUUCGACAACGAGAACAGAAUUGCAGCAAUCCAAUGCAAUUGUACCUUCGACAGCAACACCACUUGCCAUAUUAUCAAAUUGAAAGUCAGUCAACUUAACAGGCAAGGGGUUAUUCCUGAAGAACUUGCUGCUCUAACUUAUCUUGCUGUAUUAAAAAUUGAUCAGAAUGCCUUCACUGGUACCUUACCUCCAUUCCUUGGAAAUUUUUCUGCAAUGGUGGUCUUGUCACUUGCCCACAAUCAAUUCUCUGGUCCCAUACCCAAGGAGCUUGGAAAUCUUAAAGAACUAAAUAUGUUGGCUAUAAGUUCCAAUAAUUUUUCAGGAAGUCUUCCCCCAGAACUUGGAAACCUAGUCAACUUGCAGCAAUUUUAUCUAGACAGUUGUGGUGCUGGUGGAGAGAUUCCCUCUACAUUUGCCAACCUCCAAAAUAUGAUUGUCAUGUGGGCAUCAGAUAGCCCUUUUUCUGGAAAGAUACCUGCUUUUAUAGGAAACUGGACAAAAUUAGUGAGCCUGAGACUUCAAGGGAAUAAUUUUGAAGGUCCUAUACCAGCUACUUUUUCAAAUUUGACCUUGUUGACUUCUCUGCGAAUAAGUGAUUUGCAGAAUUUCAGUUCAUCUCUUGACUUUAUCACCAACUUGAGGAACCUAACUGAUUUAGUUAUAAGAAAUGCAUUAGUAUCAGGUCCUAUUCCAACAAACAUUAAUCGAUUGGAAAAGCUAGAAACACUAGAUUUAAGUUUCAACAAUUUAAGUGGUCCACUACCACAAACAUUAAUGAAUAUGAGUUCCCUCCUUUCAUUGUUUCUUGGAAACAAUAGCUUGUCUGGUUCUCUUCUUCCUGAAAAAAGCAUACGUCUUCAAAAUAUAGAUUUGUCUUACAAUGAACUCUCUGGAUCUUUUCCUCAGUGGGUGAUUCCAUCAUGGGCAAUGCCUAAUCUGCAAUUGAAUUUGGUGGCUAAUAACUUUAAAUUUGACAGCACAAACAUAAGUAUUUUCCCAGGAUUAGUUUGUCUUCAGAGAGACUUUCCUUGCAACAGGAACACAACAACACCUUAUACCAGCUUUGCAAUCAAGUGUGGUGGAUCAGGAGUAAAGUCCAAUGACAUAGAAUUCGAUACAGAAAACUCUACAGCCUUGGGACCCGCAUCCUACUAUUUAUUUCAAGAAAAAUGGGCUGUGAGCAAUGGGGGUAUAGUAAUUGACAGAAAAGACCCUUCAUUCAUAGCAUCCACAACAAUCCAAGUCAACAACACAAAAUACCCUGAGCUUUUCAGAACUUCAAGAAUGUCUCCAGGGUCCCUUAGAUACUAUGGUUUAGGGCUUCAAAAUGGUCCUUACACUAUCACCUUAUUCUUUGCUGAAACUGUCUUCAAUUUAACCACCAGUGUCUGGAAGGGUCAUCCCAGACGCCUCUUUGAUAUUUACAUCCAGGGAAAUCGAAGACAAAAGGACUUUGAUAUAUCAAAGGAAGCAGGUGGUGCUGGAAUAGCUUUAGAAAAGAAUUAUGAUGUAAGAGUGACACAAAAUCAUAUUGAAAUCCAUCUUUUUUGGGCUGGAAAAGGGACUUGCUGCAUACCUGAACAGGGAGAUUAUGGUCCUUUAAUUUCUGCAAUCAGAGUUACCCCUGGUUUCAAAGUGAAGGGUAAUUCUUCAAAUAAUACUGGAAUGAUAAUUGGUAUCAUAGCUGGGGUGGGAUCUGUCUGCCUUGUUUUCUUAAUUUUUGGUUUAUUUUACUUGAAAAGGAGAAGGUCAAAAGAUGGGGAAGAAGAAGAAAUUCUUGGCAUUGGACCAAAAGUAAAUACUUAUAGCUAUGCAGAACUGAAAACUGCAACUGCAGAUUUCAGUCAUUCAAAUUUCCUUGGAGAGGGUGGUUUUGGACCUGUUUACAAGGGAAUAUUGAAUAAUGGAAAUGUAGUAGCUGUGAAGCAACUGUUAGUAGCAUCCCACCAUGGAAAGAGUCAAUUUAUAACUGAAAUUUCCACCAUUUCAUCUGUCCAACAUCGGAACCUUGUUAAGUUACAUGGUUGUUGUAUUGAAGGAGCUAGAAGACUUCUUGUUUAUGAGUAUCUUGAGAAUAAAAGCCUUGAUCAAGCACUCUUUGGCAAAAGGAAUGUGCAUAUAGAUUGGGCAACACCAAAACUAUACGAUGAUAAAAGAACCCAUAUGAGUACCCGGGUCGCAGGAACCAUUGGGUAUCUUGCACCGGAGUAUGCAAUGCGUGGACAUUUAACAUCAAAAGCUGAUGUUUUUGGAUUUGGAGUUGUGUGUCUUGAGAUUGUUAGUGGGAGGCCCAAUUAUGAGGACAAACUUGAUUCCGAACAAAAGUAUCUUCUACAAUGGGCAUGGAGUCUAUACGAAAGCAACCGAAGCCUAGAGCUUGUAGAUCCAUCUUUAACAUCUUUUGAUGAACAAGAAGCCAGACGUAUGAUAGGAAUAGCUCUCAUGUGUGUUCAAGCAUCACCUUCUUUAAGACCCGCAAUGUCACGUGUCAUUCCAAUGCUUUCAGGGGACAUUGAAAUAAGUCAAGUCACUACAAAACCAAGUUAUUUAACCGAUUGGGAUUUCAACGAUACAACCAACACUUUUUAUGAUGAAGAAACUCUUUCUUUGUCAUUUGAAAAUACAACCAUCACUACAAAUACAACCUCAACGGGUAUCGAGUCAGUGUCAAUGUCAUCACCUAUAAUAUCCGAGCUAAUCAACACUGGGAGUCUUCGUGAAGGAAGUGGGUAUCUUGCACCGGAGUAUGCAAUGCGUGGACAUUUAACAUCAAAAGCUGAUGUUUUUGGAUUUGGAGUUGUGUGUCUUGAGAUUGUUAGUGGGAGGCCCAAUUAUGAGGACAAACUUGAUUCCGAACAAAAGUAUCUUCUACAAUGGGCAUGGAGUCUAUACGAAAGCAACCGAAGCCUAGAGCUUGUAGAUCCAUCUUUAACAUCUUUUGAUGAACAAGAAGCCAGACGUAUGAUAGGAAUAGCUCUCAUGUGUGUUCAAGCAUCACCUUCUUUAAGACCCGCAAUGUCACGUGUCAUUCCAAUGCUUUCAGGGGACAUUGAAAUAAGUCAAGUCACUACAAAACCAAGUUAUUUAACCGAUUGGGAUUUCAACGAUACAACCAACACUUUUUAUGAUGAAGAAACUCCUUCUUUGUCAUUUGAAAAUACAACCAUCACUACAAAUACAAAUACAACCACAACUACCUCAACGGGUAUUGAGUCAACUUCACCUAUAAUCAUGUCUGAGCUGAUCAACAAUGAAAGUUUAAGAGAAGGAAGGUGA